Anopheles darlingi is the source of this 5005-nucleotide messenger RNA. It is a transcript of the gene 5-HT2A, whose product is annotated as 5-hydroxytryptamine receptor 2A. Gene Ontology annotation, molecular function: G protein-coupled serotonin receptor activity; neurotransmitter receptor activity; serotonin binding. Gene Ontology annotation, biological process: G protein-coupled receptor signaling pathway, coupled to cyclic nucleotide second messenger; chemical synaptic transmission; serotonin receptor signaling pathway. The coding region runs from base 1645 to 4410 and encodes 921 amino acids. Gene Ontology annotation, cellular component: dendrite; membrane. The transcript has 8 exons. The record is from RefSeq and is a predicted model, not a curated record. NCBI's taxonomy places the organism in Eukaryota, Metazoa, Arthropoda, Insecta, Diptera, Culicidae.
CGUGCGUACGUGCGUACGUGCGUGUGGUGUCGUGUGGUUUCGCGCGUAUUGUUCGAGCAUCCGCGCGGUGAUCCAUUAUUGGCACCGGUGGCACGUGCCAUUGGCAGCGGGCGUCCGGUUGCAAGGUUGCGAACGCAUCGUGCACCGUACUGCGGCCAAACUGUCUCAUCAGCAGCUUCUUAACAUCCAAGAAAGAAACUGAAGUGCUGUUGCUGCUGUUGCUGCUGAGCUUGCACUAGUGUGCGAGUCAUCGACAAGUGCAAGCAGAUGUCACGGGUGUGCAUUAGCAUGCAGUACAUCGCAUAGCAAGGCGACGGAAAGACGUCAACGGAAUACAUUUGCUGAUCUGCUGCUACCAGUGUUGCUGCUGCUGCUACAGAGAGGAGCACUAACGAUUUUCUUAUAAGUGUUCAAAACGGAUUACAUAAAGGAUACAUCAACGGUGUUGUCAGCUGGUGGUAGAAUUCGUUUGUGUGUGUGUGUGUAUGUGUGUAUGUGUGAGUAAGCGAGGCAUAGUGCACCGGAACGUGCACCGGCAGUGCGCUGAGUGAUCAGCAUCUUGUGGCACGGUGAGGUGAUUUAUCAUCAAUUGUAUGCUGCUGCUGCUGCUGCUACUGGAGGUGGUAGUGCUACUUGCUCGGUGAUAAGUGAGUGCAUUUCGACGUUUGUGACGGUGGCAGGUCAGCUUCGGGAAGUGGCGAUCUUCUCGGUUCUAGGUUCACCACUCGACGAUGUGAAGUGAUGUCAGUUCGUGUCGUUCGUGUGGCUUCCAGCUUGGGUGCAUUAGGCUGGGUGGUGUAGUAGUGGUUUCAGUGGAUCCGUGCACCUUCGCUCUCUUGCACCACACUUCACACACCCUCGAGGUCACUGGACAACAGAAGGUUGAUAGGAUAUCCAAGCAUCCGAGCACCGAGCAGCGGAACCGUCACCCUUUUCAAUCAAAAUUCCGUUUCUCUCCUCGACCACGCGUCUGUCGUGUUUGGGUGAUACUGUAUGUGUGUGUAUGUGUACGUGUGUGUGUAUGUGUGAAAACGUAGUGCAUAUUCUAUGAAAGCAAAUGGUAUACAGUGCACUACUAGCUGGCGCAGUCCAACUCGGGAUGUGCUCCGUGCGGAGUGAUUAAUCCUCCUUCCUUGGGCUUCGUCGAAAGCAGCAUUCCAGUGACCAUUCGCUCGACCAUUCGAGCUAGUCUGACCAGUAGAGUCUAACUUCGACACGACUGUUCAACACCAUACACCCGUUUGCCGUAUUUAGUGCUCAACUGGAACCGGUGCAGCUGUGCGUAAGGUAUUGGGCGCGUGUGGCAAAUGUGUCCGUAAUUAAUUCUGGUCCAAACGGUCUUUUGGUGUCUUGGUAUUCGAGAGGUCCGCGGGGAGACGCCUUACAAAAGUGUAGCCCAGUUCCAGUCCCAGGUCAGCAACAUAACAGCCAGCACGACGUGUCAACCGUUACAGAUACCGGACUUCUUGGUCUAGCCUGGGUAUUAGCGAGUGGGGGUAGGGGCCAGGGGCGCAUCCAGCAUGGAUAAUGGUAGUGGUCGGCCGAAGAGCCGAAGUCAAGUGCAGCUUACGACGAUUCUAGUGAGCCCGCGUUCUCGGCAGCAGCAGCAGCAGUGAGCGGGUCUAGCGGGGAGUGGGAUUAGAGAUGGGCAGUAGCUGGAGUCCCGAUUGGCGAUGGUGUGAUCACUGGCAAACCUUCCGCUACCUGCUAUCGUGUGCCAGCUACGACAGUAACGCGAGCACACUACUCUGGGGUCCGGACGUACUGUGUCGUCUCGCCAGUCACGCCCCGUUGCCAACGGUAGGAGCAGCAGCAGCAGCAGCACCCCCGUCACCACCACCGAUCAACCAUCAGCCAUCCGACGACCUGACAGUUCGAUCGCCGAACAACGAAACGGUUCUCGGACCUGGCAGCAUCGUCGGUGACGUUCCGGAGCAAACCGCUGGCCUGUACCGGUUGGUAACGCAGUGUUAUCAAAGCUUCAAGUGUGGCCUCCACUCACUGAUCGCCGGUGGUUCGGUUCGGCACGAGGAACUCCACUGGAACGAUGCCCUGUACGAGUGUGUCCCGGAUGAUUCGGUCGUCGGUCGGUCGGUCGCGGCCGGCGGUGAUGGUUGGGAUCCGUUCCCGAACGUGAACCCAACCUGUGAGCUGUCCAUUCCUGCGUACAACGUAACGCUCGUCGCCCACCAAGUGCUGCAGCCAGUGUCCGAGUUGAUCGUGCAGCUGCCACGGCUUGCCCUCCGCCUGCUCGGAGAUCCAACACCGACGGAUGGACGGAUGGACUGCUGGAACGCAUCGUCGCUCGAUGCCGGAAUGCUGGAUGUUCCCGUUCGUGCCGCGCGGUUGAUCUGUGGCGGCAAUGGGACACACUCGCCGGCCGCGUUCUUCGAGAAUGAGGCAUUCGAGAGCGUUCGGAAUGUGUCCCUGCUCGAACCGAUACAGUGCUGGAUGAGUGUCGAAGUGCUGCAGACCGUGCUGGCUGACCAGUGGCCGGGUUCGAUCGAUCGUUCGCUCGCUUCGCUGUCGUCGGUCGGUGGUGGUGGUGGUGGUGGUGUUGGUGGCUGGAAUCAGACGCGCUUGCUGGAUGAGCUGCAGCUGGUCAAUCCCGGUGACACCGCCGACGGACGGUACGAGUGGAGCUUCCUGUUCGUUAUCCUGUUCAUCUUUGCCGGCGGGCUCGGCAACAUUCUCGUCUGCCUGGCGGUCGCCCUCGAUCGGAAGCUACAGAACGUCACCAACUACUUCCUGCUGUCGCUCGCCAUCGCCGAUCUACUGGUCAGCCUGUUCGUGAUGCCGCUCGGGGCGAUACCGGGAUUUCUGGGCUAUUGGCCGUUCGGUGUGACCUGGUGCAACAUCUACGUGACGUGUGAUGUGUUGGCCUGCUCGGCCAGCAUCCUGCACAUGUGCUUCAUCAGCCUGGGCCGUUACCUGGGCAUACGGAACCCGCUCGGUAGCCGGCAUCACUCGACCAAGCGGCUGACCGGCAUCAAGAUCGUGCUGGUGUGGCUGUUGGCGAUGCUCGUGUCUAGUUCCAUCACCGUACUAGGGUUGAUCAAUCAGAACAACAUCAUGCCCGGUCCGAACGAGUGUGUCAUCAACAAUCGGGCCUUCUUCGUGUUCGGAUCGCUGGUCGCGUUCUACAUCCCUAUGGUGAUGAUGGUCGUGACGUACGCCCUGACCGUGCAGCUGCUCCGGAAGAAGGCCCGCUUCCUCGAGCAGCACCCGGAGGGCGAACUAUUUAGAAGACUGGGAGGACGGUUGGCGUCCUCGAAGCACUCGAACAACUCGCAGAGCGAUGGUUCCACCACCUCGAACCGGGGGUUGGAGUUGAAGAAAGGGACGGGAACGGGCACCAUCAGCAACCACAACAACAACACCAGCAGUAGCAGCAGCAUUGGCAUUGGCAUCGGCAUUGGUAACAACAACCAUCAGCACCAUCUUCAUCAUCAUCACCAGCAGCAACAGCAGCAGCAGCUGCAGCACAAGCAACAGGUGGCGUACGUGCGCCCCGAUCGUUCACCGCCACCGUCACUCUCGUCCCUGGAUGCGUCCACACCGAGUGUCAUGCCGUGGCGGUGGCAUGGUUCCACAACGGCCGGGACCGGAACCGGCCGCAUUAGCAGGAUGAGCUCAAUCAAGGGUAGCAUUUCGCAUCCGCACCUCGGCCACACGACGAACGGUGGUGGUGGUGGUGGUGUCACGGCCCGGCAUCCUCAUCCACUCGCACUGGUCGGGACGGUCGCCGGUACCGGGGCUAGUAAGCACCUGGCAAGCCGCUCCCGGACAACAACGGACCGGACAAUGGUGUGCGACCAGGGCACCCAGACACCGGACAGCAUCGAGCGGGAAACGAGACGCCAAAAGUUCUGCUCCUUCCGGAUACACCUCAACAGCGUACCGACGCCGGCGAUAAAUUUCAAUCUCAAGUUUCUCGGCAGCAAAAAGCGCACCAACCUAUCGGCGAACGCGGUCGCGACCGAACAGAAGGCCACCAAGGUCCUGGGGCUGGUGUUCUUCACGUUCGUCUUCUGCUGGGCCCCGUUCUUCAUUCUGAACAUCAUCUUCGCGGCGUGGCCCGACGCCAAAGUACCUGAGCGCAUCGUCAGCAUCUGUCUGUGGUUGGGUUACGUGUCGUCGACGAUAAAUCCCAUCAUCUACACGAUCUUCAACAGGACGUUCCGGGCCGCCUUCAUCCGAUUGCUGCGCUGCAGAUGCGAACGGUCCGGACGCCCGCCAAGAUAUCGCUCGGUGACGGACAGCCGGGGUGCCAUCAGUCUCUGCACACCGUCGGCCUUGCCGCUCGCGAUAUCGCUGCAGGGUUCGUCGCUACUAACACCCUCCACGACGCAGGCGACACCCCUCAGUGAUUUCCGGGGUAGCUACGAGAUAACGGAUGACGAUUGCUGAGCAGAGACGCCACCGGGCCACUGCGACAACCCCCGGGGAGAGGACAGCAGAUGAAAAACUCCCCUUUCCCCUAGAGCGUACGUGAUGCAUCCCAACCGGAACACCGGACACUACUAGCGGUGGACAGUAGUUUUAGUGUAGCUUUUAAUUGAAAACACAAACUCGUACAAAAAAGAAGAAAAGCAUUCAUGACUCAAGAGCUGCAACUUUCCCGACAAACGAGACAAGCGUCAGCACGACGAACGCGUUGGACACGGAUAGAAUUCAUUCUAUUGUAGACCGUAGAUUGUACUAUUAGUAACCAUCUUCAUCAACUACCCCUCCCGUUCCCUAGUCCUUUCACCUCAUUUUUUCCUCCUGAUGCAUCUUCUCGUUCGCGUUUCACGUUUUUCCCUUUCACUCAUCCCUCUCUCCCUACCCUACCCGAUGAGCACCGGUUUAAAAGCAACGAAAUGGAAAUGACAGUAUUUUGUAAGACAAAUUUCUGCGGCAGUAGUUUGUUAAACCAGUGCACAAACAUAAAUGUGAUUUUAUAUUAAAGUUAUAUAUAUAAAUAUAGAUAUAUAUACACGCAUUCAUAGCGAUGUAAAACUAU